AUGUCGUCCACCAGCAACGCCUCCAUUGACAAGUUCAACGGAGACAAUUACGCAACGUGGAGCCGGUACAUGCGCGGUGUGUUUUUGACGAAGUCCGUCUGGCACGUCGUCAACCGUGAAGUGACUCCGACUUUCACCGACCCGCGAGCGUCCGAUGACUACGUCAAGGCAAGCAACGUCGCGUUUGGUAUGAUGCUGCUGCACAUGAACGCGGACUACCAUCAUGUGCUGGACAACUGCGAGGAAGCCUGGGUUGCGUGGACAAGUCUGAAGACGCUGUACGGUGGGUCGCAGAAGGCAGGACGCAUCUACCUCAAGCGACAAAUUUUCAGUAUCAAGAUGGAUGAAGGCGCGAACGUCAUGCAUCACUGCAACGAGGUCCUCAACAUCUCCGCCAAGCUUAGCGGCAUCGGUGCGAAGAUGGAAGACGAAGACGUUGCAAUUUGUCUGCUACUCAGUCUUCCGAAGAGCUACGAAAAUGUGGUGCUCAACAUGGAAAUGAGCAGCACCGAGCUUCGCACUCAAGAUGUGGUGAGAGUCCUGACGAAUGAGCAUGCCAAGCGUCAAGGAGAAAAAGGGACAACGACAGCGACUACGGUGAAGGCUGAAGAUGCAAGCAAGGCAUUCAGCGCCGAACGUGAGCCCUACCAAUGCACGUAUUGUGGCAAGAGUGACUUAAAGGCAGGUUUCGAAAUGACAGAGAGUGGGAAGUGCGCCUUCGUGUUGAGCAUCGAGCUGGUGGACAACGACAACGUUAGCGUGACGAUGUGCCAGCGACGCUACGUGGAAGAUGUUCUCAAGCGUUUUGGCAUGAGCGACUGCAAAGCCGUCACCAGCCCAACAGACAUCAGUUCUCGACUCAUACCAAGUACCGCAGCAACUAAAAUCGACGCCCCGUUUCGUGAAGCAGUAGGCGCUCUGAUGCACUUGAUGACCGCGACACGACCGGGCAUUGCCUUUGCUGUGAGUUACGUUUCGCGCUUCAUGGAAAACCCCCAAGUCGAGCAUUGGAUGGCGUUCAAGCGCAUUUUGCAAUACUUACAAGGGACUAAGUCGCACGGUAUCUGUUUCAAGCCUGAUGACAAGAUAGACUUCUGUGGCUACUCGGAUGCAGACUGGGCCGGCGACCAUGCAGACCGCAAGUCGACUUCAGGAUAUGCGUUUAUCCUGAUGGGUGCUCCGGUGAGCUGGGGAAGCAAAAAGCAGUCAAGUGUGUCGCUGUCAACAAGUGAAGCUGAGUACAUUGCACUAAGUCUGGCGAUUCAAGAAGGCAAGUGGGUGCAUCGAUUGCUGUGCGAGAUUCUGGAUGCCGUAGAGGACAAGUCUGGACCCGAGCUCAAGAUCAUGGAAGACAACCAGUCGUGCAUCAAGAUGACGAAGAAUCCUGUGAACCAUGGUCGGGCCAAGCACAUCGACAUCAAGUACCAUCACAUUCGUGAUGAAGUCAAGCGUGGUGAUGUCAAGUUGGAGUACUGCGAGACUAAGAUUAUGUUGGCGGACAUCAUGACGAAGGGACUGCCAGGACCGCGUCACAAGGACUUGACGGCAGCGCUCGGCAUACACGCGUGUUCGCAUUGA
Peronospora matthiolae is the source of this 1578-nucleotide messenger RNA. Lineage: Eukaryota; Oomycota; Peronosporomycetes; Peronosporales; Peronosporaceae. The record is from the annotation of a GenBank genome assembly.